Molecule: messenger RNA, 2431 nt
Organism: Phodopus roborovskii (desert hamster)
Lineage: Eukaryota; Metazoa; Chordata; Mammalia; Rodentia; Cricetidae
Gene: Adap2
Product: ArfGAP with dual PH domains 2
Exons: 11
Coding region: 40-1179 (379 amino acids)
Biological process (GO): positive regulation of GTPase activity
Cellular component (GO): plasma membrane; intracellular membrane-bounded organelle
Molecular function (GO): phosphatidylinositol bisphosphate binding; GTPase activator activity
Source: RefSeq, a predicted model, not a curated record
GCUGUGGGGCUGAGCCCUGCUAAGACCUCCGGUCCGGUCAUGGGCGACCGCGAGCGCAACAAGAAGCGGCUGCUGGAGCUGCUGCAAGCUACGGGCACCGGCAAUGGGUACUGCGCCGACUGCGGGGCUGCGGAUCCUGAUUGGGCCUCUUACAAGCUGGGGGUUUUCAUCUGUCUCCACUGCUCUGGCGUCCACCGCAACUUCCCAGAUGUCAGCAAAGUUAAAUCCGUGAGACUGGACUUCUGGGACGACAGUAUGGUGGAGUUCAUGACCCACAAUGGAAAUCUGAAUAUGAAAGCCAAAUUUGAAGCCAGAGUUCCACCUUUCUACUAUGUCCCUCAGGCCAGCGAUUGCCUGGUCUUAAAGGAACAAUGGAUUCGAGCUAAGUAUGAAAGACAGGAAUUUUUGGCUGAUGAGAAAGCUGUCUCACUCCAAGGUGACCGAGAAGUGUUUCUGUGGAAGCGGGGACGAGACAAUGCACAGUUCCUGAGAAGGAGGUUUGUCCUUCUGGCGAGAGAAGGCCUCCUGAAGUAUUACACCAAGGAAGAGGGUAAAACCCCAAAGGCUGUCAUCAACAUCAAGGACUUGAAUGCCACCUUCCAGACAGAGAAGAUAGGGCAUCCCCAUGGGCUGCAGAUCACCUACAGGAAAGAUGGCCGCACCAGGAAUCUCUUUGUGUACCAUGACAGUGGGAAGGAGAUAGUGGAUUGGUUCAAUGCUCUCCGGGCAGCCCGCCUACAAUACCUAAAACUGGCCUUCCCUGAUCUCCCAGAGUCUGAGCUCGUGCCUCUCAUCACCAGGAACUACCUCAAACAAGGCUUCAUGGAGAAGACUGGUCCGAAGCAAAAAGAACCCUUCAAGAAAAGAUGGUUUGCCCUGGAUGCCCUGGAGCGAAGGCUGCUGUAUUACAAGAACACCCUGGAUGCUUUUGAGCAGGGCCAGGUUUUAUUGGGAAGCAAUGAGCAGGGAUAUGAAGUAUGUGAAGACCUGCCCAAGGGCGUCCGAGGGAAUCGCUGGAAGGCUGGACUCACUGUCAUCACUCCAGAGCGGAAAUUCGUCUUCACCUGCCCUAGUGAGAAGGAGCAGCGAGAAUGGCUGGAGAGUCUGCGGGAUGUCCUGUCCAGUCCCUUGUCACCCCUCUACCUCCUCAAUGCAUCAGCAGAGAGUGGCCUCAGGUGACCCAUCUCAGAACUGACUGGCCACUGAGCACCUAAACUCCUGGAGAAAUGUUCACCUCUGCCCUGGUUGUUCAGAAGGAAGCCCAGAGGCCAGCAGCUGCCCCUGUGAGUGAACUCUGUCAAGACUGAGGAUAUGGUUUAUCUUGUGGCUCCCACCAUCCUUCCAGCAAACAUUUCCCACUCUUGGGGAGCUGGUACCAAGAAGAAUUUAGCUCUCCAAGUUAAGAAGUCCUGAGGCUUUCUCUUACCUGCGCUGAGAGCUGGAUGUGGUGAGGCAUGCCUGUGAAGAGGCAGGAGUGCCAUGAGUUCAUUGCCAGCCUGGACCAUACAGGGAGUUCAAGUCCAACCUGAAUUACAUAGCAAGACCUUGUCUCAAAAAAUAAAAACAAAAGCAAGCAAACAAACAACAACAAAAACUACAGAGAAUGGGUGGAGACAUUGCAAUAAAAAAGCACCCUUGAAAGGCAGUGGUGGCACAUGCUUUUGAUCCCAGCACUCAGGAGGCAGAGGCAGGCAGAUCUCUGUGAGUUCAAGGUCAGCCUGGUCUACAGAGCUAGUUCCAGGACAAGCUCCAAAGCUACACAGAGAAACCCUGUCUCAAAAAACCAAAAGAAAAAAAACACCCAUAAAAGUUUUCAUAUGAACCUAAAUAUGAAGAAAAGAAAUAAUCAGACAUUCAAAUAUUACAUGUUGCUAUACAACUAGCCUGGACUCUUCAAAUAUCAAUAUUAAAAGAUAAAAUUUGCUGGACAUGGUGAUGCAUACCUUUAGGUCCAUGCACUCAGCAGGCAGAGGAAGGUGGAUCUCUGUGAGUUCAAGGGCAGCCUGGUCUACAUAUCAAGUACAGCCCGGGGCAUACAAAGAAAACUUGUUUCAAAAAACUGAGGGGAGAGUCUGGAGAGAUGGUUCAGUGGGUAAGAGCACUGGCUGCUCUUCCAGAGGAUGGGGGUUCAAUUCCCAGCACCCACAAGGCAGCUCACAACUGUCUGUAACUCUAAGAUCUGACAAUCUCAUACAGACAAAAUAUCAAUGUACUUAAAAUAAUAAAUUAAAAAGAGAAGCUGGAGGAUGGAGAGAUGGCUCAGUAGUUAAGAGCACUGGCUGCUCUUCCAGAAGAUCAGAGUUUAAUUCCUAGCACCUUCAUGGUAACUCACAACUGUAAUUCCAGUUCCAGAGAAUCUGACACCCUCAAUACACAUAAAAUAAAAUAAAUAAAAUGAUUUUUUUUAAAAAAGAAGCCACUGUAAAAGCCA